This is a messenger RNA of Heterostelium album PN500, 1833 nucleotides long. RefSeq names its product RhoGAP domain-containing protein (gene gacO). The coding region runs from base 1 to 1833 and encodes 610 amino acids. The transcript has a single exon. Gene Ontology annotation, biological process: signal transduction. Lineage: Eukaryota; Evosea; Eumycetozoa; Acytosteliales; Acytosteliaceae. The record is from RefSeq and is a predicted model, not a curated record. Gene Ontology annotation, molecular function: GTPase activator activity. Gene Ontology annotation, cellular component: cytoplasm.
AUGACCGACAUUGAUUUUAAAACACAAUUGGCAGAUCGUUUGAAAAAAAGAACAUCGGGUGAAAACUAUGUCCAAACUACACCAACAAACACUACACCACAAAAACAGCAACCACCUCCACCCAACCCAAGAAAUAGUGUAAUCUCACCAUCAUUCCUUUCGCCACCACAAUCACCAAGACAACCACCACCUAUCAACAUAAGCAGCGGCAGCAACAGUAACAAUGGACCAGCCUCACCUCUAUUAAAACCACCCAUUCCAGACCGAAAGAAUCUAACACAGAAAUCCUCUUCACUUGGUGCGCUUCCAACUCCACCGAAAAUCAAUAGUUUUACUCCACCACCACCACCACCCUCUGCUGUCUCGAUGAACAGUCUCGCAAUGCCAGCGAACAAUGCCCAACUGCCAUUGCCACCUCCACCACCCUCCUAUUUAUCAACUCCACCACCUCCCAUCGCACCAAGGGAGCCAGUCGCCAAUCCACCUCCACCCUCGACAUCGCCACAAUAUAAGAAAUCACCUCCACAAAUACGUCAUCAUAUUAACCAUCCACCACCUCCACCCAUUCCAAAUCAACCGCCACCACAUUCGCCAAAUUCGAACAACCAAUUUGUAUCAAAACCAGCACCAUCCUCACCACACAACGCAAAUCUCCCACCAACUCUUCCACCCAUCACCAUUUCCUCGCCAACAAUGACACCGCCACCACCAAUCAGCUCCAAUGCACCAUUCAUGCCAAACAGACCAAGACAAUCGGUACACCACGCACGUUCUUCAUCGUUGGAUCCAAAGAUGAUGGCACAAGUACAAAACAUGAGCGCAAACAACAACAACAAUUCACCGGGACAUGCCAACUUUGCCAACCACGCUCCACAACCCCAAGCAUCGAUCCAAAAACGUAUGAGCAGCGAACUCCAACAAAAGAGACUGAGCCAAGACGCACUCAAGCUCAACACAAUGCUAAACAACAGAUUAUCAGGUGGUCUAUCACCUCCCAUUGUCAAGCCAUUCUUCGAUGACAAGGUUUUAAAUAACAACACAAAGACAAUCGAACUCAACAGUAAACGCGAACAAGAAGAAUUGGAAAGAAAGGAACGCGAACAAAAGAAGAAGGAAAAGAAAGAACAAGAAAAGAAAGAAAAGAAAGAAAAGAAAGAACAAGAAAAGAAAGAUAAAAAGGAUAAAAAAGAUAAGAAAUCAUCGUCAUCAUCAUCAUCAACUUCCGAUUCACAUAAUAAUAAUAAUAAUCAUUGUACAAUUUUCAGUAACAGUUUAAGUCAAGUUAUGGAAAUUCAACGUGAAAGACUCUUGGAGUACAGCAAUUUGAAUAUUCCAGUAAUUUUGAAGAUUUUGACAGAGAGUAUCAUUUCACUCGAUGGAUGUUCGACUGAAGGUAUUUUCAGAGUGCCAGGUACAAGCUCUGAAGUAAUGAGAAUUCGUCAGAAAAUCAACGAGUUGGAUUUCAGCUUGGACACUAACGACGUACAUGUGUUGGCAGGACUCCUCAAGCUCUGGCUGAGAGAAUUGACCGACCCUAUCAUUCCAAGUGCACUCUACGACGACUGCAUCAAAUCGUGGAAUUCAAAGAACGACAGUUUGAAACUUUUGAAUUCCAUUCCAACUCCCAACAAAGACGUUCUCUUCUUCAUUUUGAACUUCUUGAAAACCGUUUCCGAUCCGAUCUAUUUCAGUAAAUCAAAGAUGGAUAUCGAUAAUAUUGCCAUGGUAUUCGCUCCUGGUCUUCUAAGAUGUCCAUCAUCCGAUCCAAACAGUCUCCUACUAAACUCACAAUACGAAAAGGAUUUCAUCAAGAAUUUGAUUGAAAUCGUUUAA